Cornus florida is the source of this 3432-nucleotide messenger RNA. Its product is annotated as 1,4-alpha-glucan-branching enzyme 3, chloroplastic/amyloplastic. The record is from RefSeq and is a predicted model, not a curated record. Lineage: Eukaryota; Viridiplantae; Streptophyta; Magnoliopsida; Cornales; Cornaceae. Gene Ontology annotation, biological process: glycogen biosynthetic process. The transcript has 21 exons. Gene Ontology annotation, molecular function: cation binding; 1,4-alpha-glucan branching enzyme activity; hydrolase activity, hydrolyzing O-glycosyl compounds. The coding region runs from base 146 to 2848 and encodes 900 amino acids. Gene Ontology annotation, cellular component: cytoplasm.
CUAUUAUAAUGGCUGAAUAAACAACAGACCGCAUUAGAAAGAAAGAAAGAAAGUGGUGUUAGUUUCCAAAUUUCCAAACCCAAGUCCUCUUAUCUAAUUCGCAGUGCGAGCUCUCUGCAACAACACCAUUUGAUUUGAAUUCUCAAUGACCUCCUCCUUAACACUCCCAACUCCAAUUUCAUGGGUUCAUAGUCGGAGAGACUGUUAUUUCAAUUCCCAUUCACUCAAGGACAAGCAAGCUCACCAGUAUCGAAUCAUCUUUCCCAAGAAGAAGACAUGGAGGUGUUCGGCCACCGACCAACCACGGCAGAGACAAUCGAAGAGCAGGAAAAACCAACCCGAGAGCGAAAAAGGGAUCGACCCAGUUGGUUUCCUCACCAAACUCGGCAUCUCCCAUAAACCCUUCGCUCAAUUCCUCCGCGAAAGGUAUAAAUCAUUGAAGGACCUGACAGAUGAAAUUUUCAAUCGCCACCUGAAUCUUAAGGAGAUGGCUUCUGGAUUUGAAAUAUUGGGUAUUCACCGCCACGUGCAACAUCGGGUGGAUUUCAUGGAAUGGGCUCCAGGUGCUCGCUAUUGUGCUCUCGUUGGUGAUUUUAAUGGGUGGUCGCCAACUGAAAAUUGUGCAAGAGAGGGUCAUUUUGGCCAUGAUGAUUAUGGCUACUGGUUUAUCAUUCUUGAAGAUAAAUUGAGGGAGGGAGAAAAACCAGAUGAACUCUAUUUUCAACAGUAUAACUACGUGGAUGAAUAUGAUAAAGGUGACAGUGGUAUUACCAUUGAGGAAAUCUUUAAGAAAGCAAAUGAUGAAUACUGGGAACCUGGGGAGGACCGCUUUAUAAAUUCACGUUAUGAAGCGGCUGCUAAAUUAUAUGAACAAAUAUUUGGCCCUAAUGGUCCUCAAACGGAAGAGGAAUUGGAAGAAAUACCUGAUGCAGAGACAAGAUAUAAGGCAUGGAAAGAACAGCAUAAAGAUGAUCCGCCCAACAAUUUACCUGCAUUUGAUGUGAUUGAUAGUGGAAAAGAAUAUGAUAUUUUUAAUAUUGUGGAUGAUCCUGUAUCGCGAGAGAAAUUUCGUGCUAAGAAGCCUCCGAUUGCAUACUGGUUAGAGACUCGUAAGGGAAGGAAAGCAUGGUUGAAAAAAUAUACACCCGCAAUUCCACAUGGAAGCAAAUAUAGGGUCUAUUUUAACACUCCUAGUGGACCUUUAGAACGUGUUCCUGCUUGGGCUACUUAUGUGAUUCCAGAUGCGGAUGGAAAGCAAGCUUUCGCAGUUCACUGGGAACCGCCUCUUGAAUGUGCUUACAAAUGGAGAUACAAACCCCCACAAAAUCCAAAGUCUUUGCGUAUAUAUGAAUGCCAUGUUGGGAUUAGCGGGCUGGAGCCAAAAAUUGCCUCUUUUAAUGAUUUUACUGAAAUGGUCCUCCCUCAUGUGAAAGAAGCUGGAUACAAUGCAAUUCAGUUGAUUGGAGUUGUUGAGCACAAAGAUUAUUUUACUGUUGGUUAUAGAGUAACUAAUUUGUAUGCUGUUAGCAGCCGUUAUGGAACUCCUGAUGACUUCAAGCGCUUGGUUGAUGAAGCACAUGGUCUAGGGCUGCUGGUCUUCUUAGAAAUUGUCCAUUCUUACUCAGCAGCAGAUGAGAUGGUUGGAUUAUCACUUUUUGAUGGAUCAAAUGAUUGCUACUUUCAUACUGGUAAACGAGGGCAUCACAAAUUUUGGGGUACCAGAAUGUUCAAAUAUGGAGACCUUGAAGUGCUGCAUUUUCUUCUCUCGAACUUGAAUUGGUGGGUGGUGGAGUAUCAUAUUGAUGGUUUCCAGUUCCAUUCACUCUCGUCAAUGAUGUAUACACAUAAUGGCUUCGCUUCUUUUACUGGUGACAUGGAAGAGUACUGUAACCAAUAUGUUGACAGGGAUGCAUUGAUAUACCUCAUUUUGGCAAAUGAGAUAUUGCAUGCUCUUCAUCCCAAUAUAGUUACAAUUGCCGAAGAUGCAACACUUUAUCCUGGACUAUGUGAGCCAACUUCUCAGGGAGGACUUGGAUUUGAUUAUUAUGUCCAUCUUUCAGCGUCUGAUAUGUGGUCAUGGUUUCUUGAGAAAAUUCCUGACCAUGAUUGGAGCAUGAGUAAGAUUGUGAGCACAUUAAUGGGCAACAGGCAUAGUGCCGAGAAGAUGCUUUUGUAUGCUGAAAAUCAUAACCAGUCUAUAUCCGGAGGACGGUCAUUUGCAGAAAUACUGUUUGGCGAACACAUGAAGCAUUCAGCUAACACAAAAGAUUCAUUACUCAGAGGCUCGUCACUGCAUAAAAUGAUCAGAUUAAUUACGUUUACAAUUGGCGGUCGUGCUUACAUCAACUUCAUGGGCAAUGAGUUUGGGCAUCCAAAGAAGGUAGAGUUCCCAAUGCCAAGUAACAACUUCUCAUUUUCACUUGCUAACCGUCGUUGGGAUCUGUUGGCAAAUGAAGGAGUACAUCAAGAUUUAUUUUCUUUCGAUAAGGAUAUGAUGAAAAUGGAUGAAAAUGAAAGAAUACUUUCAAGAGGGCUUCCAAACAUUCACCAUGUUGAUGAUGCUACUAUGGUUAUAUCUUACUCAAGAGGUCCCUUUCUCUUUAUAUUCAAUUUUCAUCCCACAAAUUCAUAUGAAAGAUACAGUGUGGGUGUAGAAGAAGCUGGAGAGUAUCAAGUCAUACUGAAUACGGAUGAAGAGAAGUACAGUGGUCAAGGACUUAUUCAGCAUAACCAAUAUCUUCAGAGAACUAGUAGUAAAAGAGUUGAUGGUCUCAGAAACUGCUUGGAAGUUCCAUUGCCGAGUAGAACUGCUCAGGUCUACAAAUUAACUCGGAUUUUGAGAGUAUGAACUAUUUGUGCAUUCUGAUUCUCUCUGAGCUGAAUAUGGUUUUUGAAGAAUUGAAGCCAGCGUCAAAGUGCAGUCUCUAUGAGCUACUUCUUGGUUCUUCAGGAGAGAUCCUGUCACCAGAUUAGAACACCAAAGAGAAGAAUCAUUAACAUGCAGAGUAUAGGAGCAGCAUGAUUGUGCUGGCGGGUGUUUGACUAGUCAUUGCAUCUCUGUGUGCCCUCUAGGUGAAGGUGGACCUGACUAGAUCAGAUUACGGCUAGCAUUCCAUCAUAUCUUCUUUUAAAGCAAAAAAGUCACAUUUGGAUCAAUGGCAUGGUCAUGGAAGUGCUUGAGCCUUGAAGUUAACAAACUUUUGACAAUCUGUUUGUAAAUAGAGACAUUUUACUUUAUAUUAUGGCGUUCAGUUGGUUUAGCAGUGAACAAUCAUUUGCCAUUAAAUUCCACACAGGAUGGAAGUUUUGCCACAUUGUGAAUUGUAAUCUUCUUUUACAUGUAAUGGAAAUAUAUUGUUUCCACAAAUUGAUGUUUUUAUGUGUACCUGCUUCCGUCAAUUAAUGGACAUGGAAUUGAAAAUUUUCAAAUUA